Molecule: messenger RNA, 396 nt
Organism: Pisolithus orientalis
Lineage: Eukaryota; Fungi; Basidiomycota; Agaricomycetes; Boletales; Pisolithaceae
Exons: 2
Source: RefSeq, a predicted model, not a curated record
CUCGACUUUGACCUCUCAGAAUUUAUCCAUGAUGCUGCUCUCAACAAGGAGCAAGUGAAUUGUAUCCUCAAGCUUUUGAAACAUUCUCACACUGAGGACUGGACUCUGAAUAAUUACAAUGAUCUUGAGAGCACUCAGUGGGCUGCUUUGCACUGCAUGACAGCAUUUCAGAUGAUGAUAAUAAGUGCACCAUUUGGAGGUGAGAUGAUGGAAUUUAAGAUGUAUUAUCAUUCAUUGUGGGAUUGGGCCUGCAAUCUCUUGAAGGAUUCAGGUGUGGGCCCAUAUUUUGUAUUUGAUGCUCAGCACCUAUCCAAGUUCAAUGGCACUUCAUCUGUUCAUUUCAUCAAUGAGCCAUGGACAGCUAACAAAUUUUGGGAUGUACAAGUAUGUCAUUAG